Molecule: messenger RNA, 1536 nt
Organism: Lipotes vexillifer (Yangtze River dolphin)
Lineage: Eukaryota; Metazoa; Chordata; Mammalia; Artiodactyla; Lipotidae
Gene: ZNF157
Product: zinc finger protein 157
Exons: 4
Biological process (GO): embryo development; regulation of transcription by RNA polymerase II
Cellular component (GO): nucleus
Molecular function (GO): RNA polymerase II transcription regulatory region sequence-specific DNA binding; DNA-binding transcription factor activity, RNA polymerase II-specific
Source: RefSeq, a predicted model, not a curated record
AUGCCAGCUAAUGGGAAAUCACCCCAGAGGUUUCCUGCCCUGGUUCCAGGACAACCUGGCAGAUCAUUUGAGGGAUCUGUGUCAUUUGAAGAUGUGGCUGUGAAUUUUACCCGACAGGAGUGGUACAGACUGGACCCUGCCCAGAGGACCAUGCACAAGGAUGUGAUGCUGGAGAACUACAGCAACCUGGCGUCUGUGGGCCUCUGCGUGGCCAAACCAGACAUGAUCUUCAAGUUGGAGCGAGGGGAAGAACUGUGGAUAUUAGAGGAGGAAUUCUCAGGCCAUGGUUACCCAGGCUCUCUGUCACUGCUGUGUGCCAACAAUUCUGUUGGGGGUAAUGCCCUCAGUCAUGAUAAUGACCUUCAGCAUCAGAAGAUUCAAACUUUGGAUCAAACUGUUGAAUAUGGGAAAGCCUUCUACAAGAGAACAGCCUUUGUUGGACAUAAAAGAACACACACAGGAGAGAAAAACUUUGAAUGUCAUGAAUGUGGGAAAACUUACUGCAGGAAAUCAAAUCUUAUUGAACAUCUGAGAAUACACACAGGCGAGAGACCCUAUAAAUGUGGAGAAUGUGCAAAAACCUUUAGUGCAAGAUCAUACCUCAUUGCUCAUCAGAAAACUCACACAGGGGAGAAGCCCUUUGAAUGUAAUGAAUGUGGAAAAUCUUUUGGCAGGAAGUCACAACUCAUUCUACAUCAGAGAACACACACAGGAGAGAGACCCUAUGAAUGCACUGAGUGUGGGAAAACCUUUUCUGAGAAGGCAACCCUCAUGAUUCAUCAGAGAACUCACACAGGGGAGAAACCCUAUGAAUGUGGCGAAUGUGGGAAAACAUUUCGUGUUAAGAUAUCCCUUACUCAACACCAGAGAACUCACACAGGGGAGAAACCGUAUGAAUGUGGUGAUUGUGGGAAAAACUUUCGUGCAAAAAAAUCCCUAAACCAACAUCAAAGAAUUCACACAGGCGAGAAACCGUAUAAAUGUGGUGAAUGUGGGAAAUUCUUCAGAAUGAAGAUGACUCUCAAUAAUCACCAGAGAACUCAUACAGGUGAAAAACCCUAUCAGUGUAACGAAUGUGGGAAAUCUUUCAGGGUGCACUCAUCUCUUGGAAUACAUCAGCGAAUUCACACAGGAGAGAAACCUUAUGAAUGUAAUAAAUGCGGUAAUGCCUUCUAUGUCAAAGCACGCCUCAUUGAACAUCAGAGAAUGCAUUCAGGAGAGAAACCCUAUGAAUGUAGUGAAUGUGGAAAAAUCUUCAGUAUGAAGAAAUCCCUGUGUCAACAUCGGAGAACUCACGUAGGAGAGAAACUUUAUGAAUGAAGUGAAUGCAGAAAUGCCUUCUAUGUGCAAGUAUGCCUCAUUGACACAGGAGAGAGACCCUUUGAAUGUCAAGGAUGUGGGAAAGCCUUCUGCCAGAAAGCACACCUCAGAGAACAUCAGAGAACUCACUUAGGCCAGCCCUUGCCUUGUACUAUGGAGAAAGCUUCUCUAAGAAGAUUCCCCUCACCAUUUGACCAAGCCCUUUGGGCCAUCUGA